This is a messenger RNA of Orbicella faveolata, 1488 nucleotides long. RefSeq lists its product as uncharacterized. The record is from RefSeq and is a predicted model, not a curated record. NCBI's taxonomy places the organism in Eukaryota, Metazoa, Cnidaria, Anthozoa, Scleractinia, Merulinidae.
AAGAAAUUAAAAAUCGGGUGCGAAUAUAAGCGUGGUAAGAACCUUGUAAAGAAGGGGAAACGGUUUAAGCAUUCGCAUUUUCACAAAUUCGUCAUCUGACUGUAAACUGGCACAAUUCAAUGUCAACAUCUUUCAGUCUCCCGUUGCAGCUUUAAAUUGUUUAAAAAUGAAAGACAGCAAGAGACGAUGAUAGUCUCUUGAAGGCAGAAAUACGAUUAUAUCUAGGAAACUGAGGAUGUAAACAGCAAUUUAAAUAUUCAUAACCCAAUUAUAAGGGUACCGGGGAGGGGCUGGAAGGGAUGUACACAUACCGUUAGGUACUAAUAGUUUUGAUCAGGUUCUCAAAGGAGAAAACAAACCCACAAAUAAUUACUUUCGUCACUUAAAAACAAUGUUUCUGUUACCAUUCAUGUUAAAUUAGCUGAAACAUUGUGGAAAAACCCACUUGGGGAGGUCUCCCCCACGAGCCCGACCCUUCUAAACUCGUACUUCACGUGAUUACCAACAACCAUGAAAACCUAGACAACAACCUAGACAAAUUAAAAAUUUCAAUUACUCGCGGUCGUCGAAGCUUCGCGAUCUAUUCACUUCUUCUCUUGUUUCUCCGAGCAUAGAGUCUGAGGACGGUCUUUGUUAACAGGUCCAUCUCGGCGUGAAAUGCGGGUUUUCACUUUCCUGUUGCUUCUUGGGGUUCCGAGUGGAUGGGCCAGUGAGGUUUGUGACAAAGAUAAAGGCCCGACAGGUCUCAUCGAAUGCUUAAAAAUCGAGGGCUACCAGGGAGAGUAUCAGUGGGCAACCUGCCUGACAUCAGACCAUAUCCUAGAAAAAAGUGACCGCGAUCACAUCUGUGCAGACCGCACUCGACACUAUUGCUGGUACCCUUGCAUGUUCGAGCUGCAUCGCCAAAGUUCUGGCUCAGUGUCAGACGAUUGCACCUGUACUAUAUACCCGCAGGCCCCUUCCAGUAUCAUCCCGCCUCAAGAGUGCUACAGCCCUGCUGGAGAUUCCUGUUAUUGGUAUCGUAAUUGCUUUGAAAAGAGAAUUCUUUGCAAACCCUCAGGCAAUGCUUACGUCAUAAGAUAUGCCGAGAGGUUCUGCAGAGUGUUCGAAGAACAAAAAGCCAAAAUAAGUCCAGACGCGCAGAAGUGGAUGGAAGCUGUCCGUAAAUGUCAGCAGGUUGCUAUGGUACCAUUGCUGAGGGACUCAGAAGAUCAAACUUGUAACGAAAUAAGAGAGCAAGCUCUUGCUUCUUACACCCAGUGCUACUUGAAUCCAGGUGAAGGAGCGAAGUCGAUUUGUGACGUCUUUUGUUGGGACCACUUCAAGAUAUUUUGGGCAAUCAAGGCAUCGUUCGUCAAGCUAGAUACAGCUUGGGAGUCUCUAAAGGGAUUGUGGAACAUAGGAACCCAAUGUACUUCGCCAAGCAACCAAGAGGAGUGUUUCGAACGAAACUUAAAGAAUGUGANACUCGUAGCUCGUGUAGUUUGA